UCUCCGACAGGUGUGCGGCUGUGCGCAAAGCGGAUCUGACUGCGGUGCAAAGUGCUAAUAUUCUCCGGGCAGACAGUCGUCCUGGGUGCGUGUCCAACUGUUUGGACUAAACGCCGAGUGUAUCUAACAUGUGGACCUGGGACGCAUGCAACAGAGAGCCCUAACCAUGAGGAGGAGCCGACACCGCGCAAAUAUGGGACUUCUCUUGCUAUUCAGAUGGCUUGUAUUCACAGUGGUGGUGCCCGCCUGGCUGCUUGCUGCUCCAAGUGGCAUCCGUGAGCGUCCCUGCCCCCAGAGCUGUAGAUGUGAUGGGAAAAUAAUAUACUGUGAAUCCAAUGCCUUCCGUGACGUGCCAAACAAUGUGUCUGUGAGCACCCAGGGCCUCUCCCUGCGUUACAACAGCCUGGUGAACCUCCGAACACACCAGUUUGCAGGCCUGAGUCAACUAGUGUGGCUCUACCUCGACCACAAUUACAUCAGUGAUGUGGACGGCCAGGCUUUCCAUGGGAUACGGAGGCUGAAAGAACUGAUUCUCAGCUCAAAUAAGAUCACACUGCUCAAAAAUAACACUUUUCAUGAUGUUCCGAAUUUACGCAAUCUAGACCUUUCCUAUAAUAAACUGCAGGUUCUCCAGCCUAAUCAGUUUGUGGGUCUGCGAAAACUGCUCAGUUUACACUUGAGAUCAAACUCCUUGAAAACUGUCCCCAUGCGAGUUUUCCUUGACUGUCGCAACCUGGAGUUUCUUGAUAUUGGCUACAACAGGCUACGGAGCCUCACACGUAACGCCUUUGCAGGACUCCUUAAGCUCAUCGAGCUUCAUCUGGAGCACAACCAGUUCUCAAAGAUAAACUUUGCUCAUUUCCCCCGCCUGACUAACCUGCGGGCUCUGUAUUUGCAGUGGAACCGUAUCAAAGUGCUGACCCAGGGCCUGCCGUGGAUGUGGACCUCCUUGCAAAAGUUGGACGUCUCUGGGAAUGAGCUCCAAGUGUUGGACCCGAGUACAUUUCAAUGCCUUCCUAAUCUGCAGACUCUUAACUUGGACUCCAACAAGCUGAGCAAUGUGUCUCAGCAGGCAGUGGAGGCUUGGAUCUCCCUCACCACGAUCAGUCUGGCUGGUAAUUUGUGGUACUGUAACCCAAAUAUAUGUCCCCUAGCGGCCUGGCUCAAGGCCUUUAAGGGUAACAAGGAGACCACUAUGAUUUGUGCCGGCCCAAAGGAGGCCCAAGGAGAGAAAGUGACCGAUGUGGUGGACACUUAUAACAUUUGCACAGCAACACCGGCCCCCGUCCCAUUAACAACAUCUCCCCUCACCUCUGCAUUUCAACCUGAGCUGCUGCCUCUUCCCACAGAGUCUGUGGAGGAUAAGAAGCAGAUCUGGAACAGGACAGCCUCCCCUACUCCCUCCGAGCCCACCUUCUCUUUGCCAGACACUGAGUAUGUUUCCUUCCAUAAAAUCAUAGCUGGUAGUGUGGCACUCCUCUUAUCCGUGGCUAUAAUUCUGCUGGUAAUCUAUGUCUCGUGGAGGCGCUAUCCCAGCAGCUUAAAACAGCUUCAGCAGCGCUCGGGAGUCAAAAAGCGCCAGAAAAAUGCACGGGAGACCGAGCGCUCCCUUAAUUCACCACUGCAAGAGUACUAUGUGGACUACAAGCCUUCACACUCAGAGACUAUGGAUGUGCUGGUUAAUGGGACAGGACCUUACACAUACACCAUCUCAGGCUCCAGGGAAUGCGAGAUACCGCGGCAGCUGAGCGCUCUUACGUUGUAUAGGUGUGAGCAGUCGGCCCUGGAUGACUGCCAUGCCCACCUGUCGCUGCACCUCAACAUGGGCUUGGAGCCCCCAACUCAGGCGUUUGGAGGUCCGAGGCCAGCCAAGUGCCACCCUGGCCUCAUGCCUCCCCUCCCCUCCGAGCCUGUGCUGCCUUGCCCCCAGACCCGCUCCCUCCACCAGUGAGCUGUGCACACUGUGAGCCUCUGUGUCCGAAAUACUGACUGCUGCACAGAAUCAGUGCACACAUGAAACACCAGGCUGUGUGGGAGGGAACUGGGACUGGUAAAGAAGCAAAGGAGACUUGUUAAUCUACUGCAGAGCAUCCUGGACCCAGGGUAAUGAAAAUGGAGAUAUUUCUCAGUGGAAAUAAAGGGGUGCUGCCAUAUUGAUUAGUAAAGCUUCUGACCCACCUGACCCUCAAUGUCCUCAAUUAGAAAAUGAGGCUGAACAGCAGCAUGACUUUCCGCGUUCUGCUCUGCCUCCUAAGGAGUAUUAACGCUAAUAAUUUAAUGAUUUUGUUAAUCUUAUUAAACGUGUUUCCUCGGCUGCUCCUCACCUGGACACCUCUCUGCUGCGUCAGGUUAAAUAAUCAAAUCCAAAAUGCUAUUAACAGAGCAGAGAAACAGUAUGAUAAGCAGUUGAGAAGCAGAACAAAUGAAAGAUCAGCCAAGCUAAAAGAUUUUCUGUGCUUUCUUCUGAUCAUGCUGUCAGUCAGAGCGCUCUCCCCCACUCAGUCCCCGUGGCGUUUUUCAUCUGGAGAAAUGAGCCACCCAAAUAAAAUUAACAAAGACAAGAGAAAAGAGAAAAUAACGGACAGUAAUUGUUAUAUAAAAUGUACAGCCUACACAUCUUGCCGGCAGUAAGUAUAAUUUACAUGGUGACUUUUGAUUUCCCUCAUGAUUUUGGGUGUCGAUCACAUUAUAGUUAAUUGAUUCGCGCUGAGAAAUAAACAGAUGAAAAAUAAACACCAGAUCUCGGUGCACUAUGAUGUUCGGAUAUUUACUUUUCGUCAUCCAUUUAAAUCACUCUUGUAAUUAAUGUUUUUUUGUUUUUGAAAUGUGUUCUACAACCAAUAAUCUGAUUGUGCACUCAUAUAUCUACAUGUGUGUGCUUUUUACAAGAUGUUGCAUUAUAAUAUAUGGUAAAUAAACUGUCGUAAAUGACCAAUAACAGUGUCUUUCAUCAAGAUCAGUGGUAUCAACCCAACACACUCUCUGCUGUAUUUAAACAGCUGUGUAAUUAGUUAAGAAUGGAAAGUGCCGCUCUUAAGGAAAGCCUGAUGAAGAAUCAUGUGUCUGGUUUUUGCAUUACUGAUCUCUUCCUGUGACUGUAUGUGAAAGUUAUCUGACGUA
Molecule: messenger RNA, 3120 nt
Organism: Trematomus bernacchii (emerald rockcod)
Lineage: Eukaryota; Metazoa; Chordata; Actinopteri; Perciformes; Nototheniidae
Product: leucine-rich repeat transmembrane neuronal protein 4
Exons: 3
Coding region: 146-1951 (601 amino acids)
Cellular component (GO): plasma membrane
Molecular function (GO): protein binding
Source: RefSeq, a predicted model, not a curated record